UUUCGUUGAUGUCGCCAAGGAUACGACGUUUAGGGCACCACGGACGCCCUUGCCUGGAAGUAAGUUUCCACAACAUUUCUGGCAGCUAUGGUUACAGAUACCAUAAAAGAGAUGCUUCAAUGUAAACGCCGUACAUUUGCGGGCUGAUUCUGUUCAGAGCGGUUGAAUUCAUCAUGGCUCAUUUUCAGCUGAUGCUCGCUAUUACAGGUAUUGUGUUAUGUCUGGCGAUAUGCAAAGCUGCGAUUACUGACUGCGUCAACAACAACAGCUGUAACGGCCACGGCACGUGUCCCAGUCAGUGUUCGGCACCAUGUUCGUGCACGGACGGCUACGGUGGCCAUGACUGCACUAUCCCACCCAUUUGCACUGCAGCUGGAAGUGAGUGUGGUACCAACGGUGCCUGUACAACCUCAUCAAGCCCCUAUGUCUGCACCUGCUCCAACGGAUAUACUGGUGAAACGUGUACCGUAGCCCCUAUCUGUACUGCUGCCGGAAACCAGUGUGGCGCUAAUGGUGCCUGCACGACAUCGUCAGUGCCAUACGUCUGCACCUGCUCCAACGGAUAUUCAGGGGCACUGUGUACCACAGCCCCGGUCUGUACUGCUGCCGGAAGCCAGUGUGGAGCCCAAGGCAGCUGCACAACGUCGUCCACUCCAUACGUGUGCACCUGCACCGGCGGAUACACUGGGCCAACAUGUAACAUAGCUCCGAUCUGUACUGCUGCCGGAAGCCAGUGUGGCGCUAAUGGUGCCUGCACGACAUCAUCUACGCCAUACGUCUGCACCUGCUCCAACGGAUAUUCAGGGGCACUGUGUACCACAGCUCCAGUCUGCACUGCUGCCGGAAACCAGUGUGGAAGUCAAGGCAGCUGUACGACAUCGGCAACUCCAUACGUCUGUACCUGCACUGGCGGAUACUCAGGAUCACUGUGUACCGUAGCUCCAGUCUGCACUGCUGCCGGAAACCAGUGUGGCGCUAAUGGUGCCUGCACGACAUCUUCAACUCCAUACGUCUGUACCUGCACGGGCGGAUACACAGGAUCACUGUGUACCGUAGCUCCAGUCUGCACUGCUGCCGGAAAUCAGUGUGGCGCUAAUGGUGCCUGCACGACAUCUUCAACUCCAUACGUCUGUACCUGCACGGGCGGAUACACAGGAUCACUGUGUACCGUAGCUCCAGUCUGCACUGCUGCCGGAAACCAGUGUGGAAGUCAAGGCAGCUGUACGACAUCGGCAACUCCUUACGUCUGUACCUGCACGGGCGGAUACACAGGAUCACUGUGUACCGUAGCUCCAGUCUGCACUGCUGCCGGAAACCAGUGUGGCGCUAAUGGUGCCUGCACGACAUCUUCAACUCCAUACGUCUGUACCUGCACGGGCGGAUACACAGGAUCACUGUGUACCGUAGCUCCAGUCUGUACUGCUGCCGGAAACCAGUGUGGAAGUCAAGGCAGCUGUACGACAUCGUCAACUCCAUACGUCUGUACCUGCACGGGCGGAUACUCAGGAUCACUGUGUACCACAGCACCAGUCUGCACAGCUGCAGGAAACCAAUGUGGCACCAAGGGAGGCUGUAACACCUGCGGGAGCACCUACACCUGUCAGUGUUAUUCUGGCUAUGGUGGAACCACGUGUGCUACAGCUCCCCCGUGCACUGCACGAGGAAGUGAGUGCAAGAACGGUGGAACGUGCAACACUGCCACUUUCCCCUACACGUGUGCAUGUCCAUCGGGGCUUACUGGAGCCACAUGUCAGGGCGCUGGCAGUCAGGUGACCUUCUUUGUGGGCACGCUCCUCGUCUCUGCAUUGUCGAGUCUUGUCUUGAUGCAGUAUUAAUCGUCGGCUUAAAUGCUAUAACAGUAUUACAGUGACGAAAUAUUUCUUAAAACAUCCGUUUGCACGUCUACCACCAGACCGUGUGAAUAGACACCAACGUAGAUCUAAAUAUAGCUCCUGGAUCCAUAAAAUGACGUGAAACAUUAAGUGUGUCACUGACUUGAUUCGUGUAACCAUAGCAACAGUCGGAAAUGGUUGAUUGGUGUUUCUUCCCUCUCUCUGUCCUACUUAAAAACAUGAAACUUCUUUCUGUCCUUUAUCUUUCCACUUGUCCAAUACCAUGAUGACGUGUCGAGUUACUGACCUGUGUCGGUUGUUCCACUGAAAUAAACGGUGCGGUUCAAGACAAAA
This is a messenger RNA of Haliotis rubra (blacklip abalone), 2186 nucleotides long. RefSeq names its product adhesive plaque matrix protein 2-like. Gene Ontology annotation, cellular component: protein-containing complex; plasma membrane. Gene Ontology annotation, biological process: heterophilic cell-cell adhesion; establishment or maintenance of epithelial cell apical/basal polarity. Lineage: Eukaryota; Metazoa; Mollusca; Gastropoda; Lepetellida; Haliotidae. The record is from RefSeq and is a predicted model, not a curated record. The transcript has 15 exons. Bases 174 to 1835 code for a protein of 553 amino acids.